Molecule: messenger RNA, 938 nt
Organism: Striga asiatica
Lineage: Eukaryota; Viridiplantae; Streptophyta; Magnoliopsida; Lamiales; Orobanchaceae
Source: the annotation of a GenBank genome assembly
CGAAGAUUACGAGUCAUAGGUCCAUGGCCCAACCCGACAACCCAGUACGGGCCCAGCCCGUGCACACACCUUAUAUCAUGAUGUCCUCUCAGCAUCACAUAUUCAAUGCCAAUUUUUCUUUCUCCUCUUUCCUCUCAUCACUCUCUGCUAAUUGAGGGGAGAAUUUAUGCGGGAAAAUGGAGCUUACUCACAACAGUAACAAUAACAACUCAAUAAUCGCGCCGUUUGUGAUGAAAACUUACCAAAUGGUAAACGACCCGUCGACAAAUGGGCUAAUUAGUUGGGGAAAGGCCAACAACAGCUUCGUCGUUCUCGACCCGCUCGAGUUCUCUCACCGGAUUUUGCCGGCUUACUUCAAGCACCACAAUUUCUCCAGCUUCGUGCGGCAGCUCAAUACUUAUGGGUUCAAGAAAGUUGACCCGGAUAGAUGGGAGUUCGCUAAUGAAUGGUUCCUACGUGGCCAAACACACUUGCUCCACAACAUGUCCCGGAAAAAACAUUCGCCCACCAAACACCAUCAAGAACAAACGAGCCUCGAGCGAGAGCUCGAGAGAAUGAGCCAGCGGUUGGAGGCCACCGAGAGGCGGCCCCAACAAAUGAUGACUUUCUUGUGCAAGGUGGUCGAGGACCCUGAGAUCCUUCCCCAAAUCAUGCUCGAGAAGGAGAGAAUGAAGAAGAGUUUGACCUCAGGCAGAAUUGACCACAAGAAGAGGAGGCUCGUGGGGUCCACGGACUCGUCGAGCUCAUCGACUAGGAGCGAGGACGAAGGAGGGAAGUCGGUUUCGCCCGCAGACGGCAGUAACUAUCGUUAUCAGUCGUUGUCGCCAACAACAGUUGAGAUAUCGUCAUCUGUGCCCGAGCAGUGGGGGUUUUUAUCCUACCACAUCAAUAUCUUAUCCCUCCACGUAGUUCCAAUCCUGGUCCACGUCAUCUUGUAA